Purpureocillium takamizusanense is the source of this 1056-nucleotide messenger RNA. RefSeq lists its product as uncharacterized. The record is from RefSeq and is a predicted model, not a curated record. The coding region runs from base 1 to 1056 and encodes 351 amino acids. The transcript has a single exon. Lineage: Eukaryota; Fungi; Ascomycota; Sordariomycetes; Hypocreales; Ophiocordycipitaceae.
AUGAAGUCCGCCAUCGCCGCCACUACUCUGGGCAUGCUCGCCGCCGCAGCCUCUGCCUCCUCCCACCACCAGCUCCGGCACCUGCACUUCCCCCGUGCCAACACCACGGCCGAGCAGACGACCCUGACGGUCAUUGCCACGCAGAUUCACACCGUCACCAGCUGUGCCCCCACCGUCACCAACUGCCCGGCUCACCACACUGGCAUUGCCUCCCUGCCCGAGUCCCAGAGGACCACUUUUGUCGUCACCAACACCGUCACCCUGGGCACGACCGUCUGCCCCGUCUCCGAGGCCUCGAGCGUCUCCGCCUCCAUCGUCUCCCAGGCCACCAGCGGUGCUCUGCCCAUCCCCACCAGCCAGCCCACGAUCCGCACCACUGCGAUCCGUCCCAGCGUGCCCCUGAGCACUGGUGUCGCCGGCGUCACCUCCAAGGCUGAUGCCACCUCCCUCCCCCCGGGUCUGACCACGACCGUCACGAACGUCGUCACCUCCAAGACGCUGACCAUGACCAUGGGCACCGGCACCGAGGCCUCCGUCGUCACCACCACCAUUCAGUCCACCAUCCAGAAGACCAUCACCGUGCCCUGCUCCCAGACCGAAGAGGGCAACAAGCCUACUGGCGCCGCCGGCACCGGAAAGGAGGACACCACCACGACCACGACGGCCACCUCCAAGCUCACCCGCACCAUCACCAUCUCCAAGACAAACCCGACCAACACGGCCGGCGUUCCUGGCAACGGUGGUAAUGGGGGCAACGGCGACAAUGGCGGCAACGGUGACUGCACCUGCCCGGCCGCCCAGACCGUCACCGUCACCCCCCCUGCCUCGACCGUCUACGUCACCAUUGGCGGCGGCAGCGACGCGACCAAGGUCGACUCCAAGCCCGCUGCCACGCAGAACCCGACCAAGCCUGCGGCGGAGGCCACCUCCACCCCGUGCCCCGACUCUACUACGACCAGCCAGGUCACCGUCACCGUCGUCCCUUACCCCACGGGUAACGGCACUCACCCCAGCGGCACCGCCAGCUCCUCUGGCUUUGCUCGUCUCCGCCGCUAA